UGAUUCUUUGGUUUCGAUCUCAGAAAUAACAGCCUUGUGGCGCGGUGGCUUGUGGGUGUGCGCUGAGAAGUAAAAUGGCGGACUUGGCAAACGAAGAGAAGCCUGCCAUAGCUCCUCCAGUGUUUGUGUUUCAAAAAGACAAAGCACAGAAGCGUUCUGCUGAAGGAUCCAGUGCAGAGGAUGGAGAAGACUCCGACAGGGAGGAUGGAGAAUACUGUCCUCCAGUGAAGAGAGAGCGAACUUCGUCUUUAACACAGUUCCCGCCUUCACACUCAGUUUCCAAGAAUAAUGUGUUUAUGCCCUCAAGUUUCUGCCAGUCUCCAACAGGCAACUCGGACUCUGAGCCGGAGGAGAAGCCAGUUGGGUUUCGGUUGAAACCUCCAACUCUGAUCCAUGGCCAGGCCCCCAGUGCAGGCUCUUUUGCAGGUGUCCCAAGUCAGAAGCCCAAGGAGCAGCAGCGCAGUGUUCUGAGACCUGCAGUUCUGCAGGCACCACCCACCAAGGUUCUCACAGAGCCCAGCAAGAGCAACGCAAGCUGUGGAACAAAUGGCGUGGGGAAGUUUUCAGAUGCAGCGACAGAAGGCCGGUCAAUUUUCCUGAACAACACAGACAGCUCAGACAAAUCACCGAAGAAAGAUGAAGGGGGAGAGAAUGGUGGAGGAAAAACAGAGGAGAGUGCGCAGAGGAAGGAUGCAGUGGUCGACUCGGGUUUUGUGUUUGGGCAAAAUAUCAAAGAGAGGGCAAAGUUGGAUGAGAGCAGCACAGUCAGUGAGUCUAAAGACUCAACACAGGACUCGCAGUCUGGAAGUACUAAUUACUUCCUGCAGUACAUGGGGACUCCAAGCUCUCUGAAUGCUACCAAUAACACAGAAAAAGGGGCCAAGUUUGUUUUUGGCCAGAACAUGUCGGAGAGAGUGCUGAGUCCUCCUAAGGGCGGUGAAUCAACACCAGAGGGUGGUAAAGAUACAGCUUCAGUAUCGGAGCCCUCGUCACAGGAGACGACCCCAGAAAAGAAUCAUAGUGUGACGGAGUCUCUAGAGGAGUCCGCAGCAGCAUACACCAAAGCCACCGCCAAGAAGUGCAUUUUGGAGAAAGUGGAGGUCCGCACCGGAGAAGAGGCAGAGAGCAAUGUGCUACAGAUGCAGUGCAAGCUGUUUGUGUUUGAUAAGCCAGCUCAGUCGUGGAUCGAGCGAGGUCGAGGGCUGCUGAGACUCAACGACAUGGCCUCCACAGACGACGGCACGUUACAGUCCAGAUUAGUGAUGCGCACCCAGGGCAGUCUGCGGUUGAUUCUGAACACUAAGCUCUGGGCUCAGAUGCAGGUGGACAAGGCCAGUGAAAAAAGUGUCCGCAUCACUGCCAUGGACACAGAGGACCAGGGCGUCAAGGUCUUCCUCAUAUCGGCCAGCUCAAAGGACGCAGGCCAGCUGGCCGCAGCGCUGCAUCAUCGGAUCCUUGCCCUUCGGAGCCGUGCUGAACAGGAGCCUGAGAGCACACCUGUGCCGCCUCAGACAGAGAUCCCACAGUCCAACGAGGAAGACAGCGAUGACGACGAACUUGCUAACAACAAUAACAACAACAGCAGCAGCAGCAGCAGCAUCACCACUGCGGGGAACACCAGCGCCAGCGGCACCUCUGAAACUUCUGGCGAGCCCCCGGCAGCUGAGAGCACAUAACACCAUGCGCAGCUGCCUGACUGAAAACUGCUAAACAGGGUUGGAUAUUUUGUUUUUUGUUUUUGGUUUUUGUUUUUUUUUUUUUUUCUCCCCCUGGGUGGACAGCCUUUAACCACCGUGACUCUUUCAGCCCAGUGCUGUGGGUCCUUCAGCUCCAACCCUGUAGCAGAGCUUCAGCAUCUCUCACAUAAAACUCGUGUAGUUCAUUUUCCCCACUUUUGCAUUUAUUGUAAAUCUGGAAUUCAGAAACAUUUUUUUUUAUCAUUUUGUUUGUUUACUUUGGUUCUGUUUUAGUUUCCUGGACUGCAAACAAACAAAACAAAAAAAAAAACAGAAAAGAAAAACAGAGACUUUUCCAUUUAUGGGUUUGGACUUGGCUGCUCAUCAUAUUGAUGAGUGUGAGGGUAUUCCUCUCUCUGUUUUAAGAUACGGCACAUGUCACGACUGCAGUUUCUACCGCAGGACCUUUUUUUACUUUCUUGCUCUCCCACUUUUCUCUCUCUCUCUCUCUCUCUCCCUCUCUCUCCCUCUCUCUCUCUGUCUGUGUCUCUCUCUCUCUCUCUCUCUCUCUCUCUCUCUCUCUCUCUCUCUCUCUCUCUCUCUCUCUCUCUCUCUCUCUCUCUCUCUCUCUCUCUCUCUCUCUCUCUCUCUCUCUCUCUCUCUCUCUCUCUCUCUCUCUCUCUCUCUCUCUCUGUCUCAUGCGCUCCUCCAUGACGUCAUUGCCCAAAAUCGUCCAGCAUCAAUUCAGUAGUUUCAUGUCUCUCAAACCUUGGACCCCCUCCCCCAUCAUCCCCCCCCUCUGUUUUUGAUAGCUGUAAUCUUUUGCUCUGAUUCUAACUUAUUUCCAAUGGUUCCAACAAGCAUCUCUGGUUUUUCCAUGCCAAUAUUCUUACUAGUCUGCUAUGAUGGUAGUUAGGUAGAUCUCUUAUUGAUGUAAUGAAUAAAGGACUAAACCAACACACGGACUGUGCUAUUGUGGAUCUCUGCUUCUAGAAUAACCCCACCUCUGAGAAGAAGAAGGAAAAAAAAAGACACAAAAGGGAAUUGACUUCGCCCGUCACCAUUGUGGAGUUUUCAGCAUCUGCGCCGCAGGUUUGCAUAUGGACAGAUGUGCUUAUUUCUCUUUGAUUUGAAAAAGAAUACUGAAGUUUAAGUUGUCAUCUCUACAGAUACUCAUUAUUAUUUUCCAUAUUCUGAAGGUUUGUAAUAUGUUAACUUUUUUUAUUGUUUUAUUAUAUUAACUUUUUAUCCAUUUUCAUGUCACAGGAGACAGUACAGUGGCAAUUUUGUUUUUCUUUGUGUGUUGAAAUUUGGAGUGCAUUUAGAAACCCAAUAUGAAUACUGAACUUCUCAUGUAAAUUUCUAUGAAUAUAUUAUCGUUUAUUAGAACACUGUGUCUCCAAUCUCCUUUACAAAAUAAAUAGUAAAAUGAGAGUUUAAAAAAAGGAAAAACUUUGAAAUAAAUUUUUGUCUAAUGUCAAACGUGAUGCAUCAGUUACCUUGUUUUUUCUAUAAAGAAAGGCUGGGUUUGAUGGUGAACAUUGAAAGGUCAAAGUUCUGAAAUGACGAGAGCCAAAUGUUAAGCAGUGAACCAAGAUGUGCACUCAUCAGCUAGCAAUGUUUUACAUAAUGCCAACUGGUGGUUCACACCUUUUUUCACAAGCGCCAUUGCUUCCCUAAAGAAAUGUUUCAAAAGCUACAGUUCUUGGCUCGUCAGUGUAAGUAAGCGCAAAUUGUUUAGUCAUUUUUAACAUUAGCUACUUUUGCAUUGAUAGGACUUCGGUUUAGGUUCUUAUGACCGCACAGUUAAUCGUGAAAGAAGGUGAGCUGAACAACUGCAGUGCUGAGCAUUUGGCUGGAGUAAUAUGGUGGGGUUUUUUUUGGUUUUUUGGGUGUUCUUUUUUUUAACUGCCCACCAGAGGGGGUCAGAGAUUACUGUUACUAGGGUAGUCCUAUCUGUUUCAUUCAUUGUAAUAGAUCCUUUGUACAUUGUAAUAAAUUAAGCUUUCCUUUA
This is a messenger RNA of Pygocentrus nattereri (red-bellied piranha), 3690 nucleotides long. RefSeq names its product RAN binding protein 3b (gene ranbp3b). Gene Ontology annotation, molecular function: GTPase activator activity. The coding region runs from base 75 to 1676 and encodes 533 amino acids. Lineage: Eukaryota; Metazoa; Chordata; Actinopteri; Characiformes; Serrasalmidae. Gene Ontology annotation, biological process: protein export from nucleus. The transcript has 17 exons. The record is from RefSeq and is a predicted model, not a curated record. Gene Ontology annotation, cellular component: cytoplasm; nuclear pore.